Hemicordylus capensis (graceful crag lizard) is the source of this 1779-nucleotide messenger RNA. It is a transcript of the gene PAX4, whose product is annotated as paired box 4. Gene Ontology annotation, biological process: anatomical structure development; regulation of transcription by RNA polymerase II. The record is from RefSeq and is a predicted model, not a curated record. The coding region runs from base 765 to 1685 and encodes 306 amino acids. Gene Ontology annotation, molecular function: DNA-binding transcription factor activity, RNA polymerase II-specific; RNA polymerase II cis-regulatory region sequence-specific DNA binding. NCBI's taxonomy places the organism in Eukaryota, Metazoa, Chordata, Lepidosauria, Squamata, Cordylidae. The transcript has 7 exons.
GCCUGCUGCCCCUCCCCAGGCAGGCCACCUGCGCUUGGGCUGCACGAGGCCCACCAACCCGAGGCAAGAGGGGCCCCUCCCAAGAGGAAAGGCUGAGCUGCCCCUUCGAAGGCCGCAAGCAGCCCCCCGCCCCGCCGCAAGCAGGAAAAGGUCCUCGGAGGGUGGGCAGCAAGUGGCGAGUCUGCAAGCAGCUUCCCUCGGCGCCGCCUCCCCCGCCCGGUAGGCUCUAAGCUCCUGCUGCUGCCCUUCCCAUGAGGGCAGGGCCGGCGCUUCCUCCAGGCUAGUCUCUCCCCGACGGCUGGCAGGGCGAGCCAGGACGGGAGGCCCCAAGCUGGGUGGUUACACGACGCCCGCCCGUCAGGAGAGGAGAAGAGGCUGGCGGCGGGAAAGGACUCUCGGUGCCCUGCCCGGGUCUGGCCCUCGGAGCCCAGCCUGCAGCGCGAGAGGGCGGCCUCAGGGGAGCCCAGCGCUGUGGGGUCGCUCCCCUUGGAAAGGCCUCUCGCGCCCUCCGCACCUACCUGCCCUCCCUCCGAGAACGACGGCGGAGUGGCUGCUGGCCACGGGGCUCCCCCCCCUUGUCCCCCGAAGGGCCGGAGUGGUCUCCAGCCCCCGGCUUGCUGAGCUCCCCCCCAGAGGCGGCAGCAAGCUGGGCAAAGGGCAGCACAGCUGCAAAGGCGCGCAGAGGCGCUCUCUGGACGGCCCCUCCUUUCCUCUUGCAGACCCCUGAGGCCACGGAGGAGCUGCCUUGGUGAAUUCCGCGGGCAAUGCAGCAGCAAGGGGCAAGUGGGGUGAACCAGUUGGGGGGCCUCUUUGUGAAUGGCUGCCCCCUUCCCAACUUCAAGAGGGAGAAGAUUGUCGAGCUGGCCUUGGGUGGUCUGCGGGCAUCAGACAUCUCACACCUUUUGAAGGCCCUCUGUCUUUCUAUGUGGCAGGUGUCCAAUGGGUGUGUCAGCAAGAUUCUCUCCCGCUACUAUCGGACUGGGACGGUCCAGCCCAAGACCACGGGAGGGAGCCGGCCACGUUUGUCCACACCGCAGGUGGUGGCCCGGAUUGCCCAGCUGAAGCAGGAGCAGCCUUCCCUCUUUGCCUGGGAGAUCAGAGGGCGGCUGCAGGCAGAGGGGGUCUGUGCUGCCCACAGGAUGCCCAGUGUGUCUUCCAUCAACCGCAUCCUGAGGAGCCUGCAGACGGGCAGCAUGCAACUCCCGGACUCCCUGACUGAACCUCUGCAGUCCGGUCUUGCUUGGCCAGAGGGCUCAGCAGGAGCCCCAGAGUGGCCCCCUCCUCAGAGGGCGCAGCAGGAGGUGCCCAGAGCAUGCAGCCGGCAUCGCAGCAGGAGCAGGACCAUCUUUUCCCAGCCGCAGCUGGAGGCCUUGGAGCAAGAAUUCGGCAGGGGGCAGUACCCAGAGGCAGCCGCCCGGGAGAAGCUGGCCUCUGCAACCCGACUCCCAGAGGCCACCAUCAAGGUCUGGUUUUCGAAUCGGAGAGCGCGGUGCCGGCGGGAGGCCAAGAAGGCUCUGGACCCCCACUGCUGCCCCAGUUCUGGGCUGACCCACACAUCCCCAGGUGUCCAGGCUUGCCUCAGACUUUUAAGGGGUGGGGAAUGCACACACCCUCCUCCCUGCCACAGGAAGCCCGAAGGCUGUCUCUGCCGCAUCCCUACCCAGCCAUGGCUCUCCGGUUCUUGAGUUCCGCCCACAAAAGGCUCCCCUUCUGUGGGGUGCUGGAGUGGACGCCCAUGGGGUGUGCUGCAGUCUUCCUUCUCCUGUCUCCUAACACACA